CUCUCGCCGCAUCUUCUCAUGCGAUAACAAUGGGCGCGAGUGAUUCGAAGCUCGUUUUCAAACGGGGCAUUUUUCGUUUAUCAGAAGAACGGCAUAUCCCAGCGGAUGAUGCAUACUGGACCUCUGUUCGUCUGCUCCACCCAAAGUCCUACUUUACCUUUCCAUGGAUAACUCGUUUACUGACAUGAUAUCACGCAGUUUUGGGAGCUUCCUGAGUCUUCUGAGGAUGUCUUUAGUUUAUUCACACCUGCCGAUAUUCGAAGAACUCGGGAUCGAGCACUCGAAAACCUAGAAACCCUUAUCCUAGCCAUCACUUCUCGUCUAUUCAUACUACGUCAUCACCCAUCUUUCCCUGAUCCUGAACUUGCUCCAGAACGCGAGGCCCUGAACUGUAUCCGAGUACUCACACGUGUCUUGCCUUACUUAUACGAAAAGGAAUCUCUCAGUGACUGGGAGCAACAAUUCUUCUGGGCUCAACGAAGGAAACGCACUCGGCACGGUGCGAUCGCCAACGAGAUCCUCUUUGACGAAGCCCAGGAGGCCGAGCGCAAGACGCAAACUGCCGAAUUCGAGGAGGUCAAGCCACUCGCCGAAGAGCUGGUGGACACGCUGGUCGAUCUGCUAUUUUUUUCUGAUCUUACUUUACCACGACAACCCAAUGGCCGACCGAAAGUUAGCUAUGCGAUUUGGCAGAGUGGGGUGGGUUGCAACACAGCUGUUGCAACAACAAAAGAAUAUGAAAGUAAUCGAUCAGAGAUUCUGCGACUUCUCUUGACGCUUUCUGGCCAGAGCCUGUACAUGACUGCUGGUGUCCUGCCACAGAACGGCGUACGGACGUUAACACACUUAUGCGCUUGUCCAGACAAGCAAGUCGUGCUCUCGGUGCUAUGUUCCCUACUCAACACAACGUUGAAAUACAACCCUGCUACGUGGCGCGUACCUUAUAACACCCUUGUAUUCAAGGAUGGCAAGCAAAUGCUUGUGACAUACUCACUACAGUUCCUCUUGGUGCUCUUGUUGUACCCUAUUCCCGAGAACCCAGAGAACCCAUCGCCUAAACACUCUUAUCGUCACUUUCUAGGCCGACUCCACCGGCCCCAAGAUUUUCAGUUUAUUGUGGACGGGAUGACUCGAAUUCUAAACCAGCCGCUUCAAGAGAAGACUUCAUAUCUUCCAGGUUCUCAGUCAUCUGGCCACUUUGCCCCUGAAAUACUAAUGUUAUUCUGGGAGAUCCUUCAAUGCAACAAAAGGUUUCGAUCUUUCAUCGUGGACACCGAAAGAGCGCAUGAUUUUGUUGUCCUAGCCCUGUUCUAUGCUCUUGAGUAUAAGAAUGAUGCUACCAAGCAAGGAGUUGUGCGCAUGUGCGCUUUCUUGCUCCAGACUCUAAGCGUGGAGACUAACUUUGGCGUCAACUUGAACAAGUAUUUCGAGGGGCAGGAGAGUCUACCAAUGUCUAUUCGUGUACCGGGAUUCCGAGGGACCUAUGCGGAUUUUCUUAUCCACUCAAUCUACAAUCUGAUCACGACAAGUCAAGGGAAGCUAUCGGCGAUAUACCCAGCUCUGUUGGCGGUGAUUAAUAACAUCGCACCUUAUCUUGAGGGGCUGAGCAGCACUAGCAGCUCAAAACUGAUGCAGCUGUUCUCUUCCAUGUCCUCGCCCUCGUUUUUACUUGCAAAUGAGACUAAUCACGCUCUGCUCCACUCAUUGCUGGAAUCCAUUAGCUCGAUACUGGAGAAUAAAUACCAAAAGAAUCCUGAGUUAGUAUUUACUAUCCUCAAAAACAAGAAGAGGGUUGAAGCCUUGCGCUCAUUCACCCUGGAGAGUGGCCAAGAGGAAAUUGAGAGAAGAAACAGAAGAAGAAAGGAUUCUGGACACCAUUUUGAUCCAUUUGAUGCUGCAUCUGUGCGCAGCUCAGUUGACAGCUUGAGGAGUCCAAACAGCGCCCAGCCACGGCACUCGUCAUUGGAAGAGGUUCCUGAAGACGGUGCCUUCGCGAUUGGAGACGAUGACGAUGACGACGAAGACGAUGACGAUGAUAGUGACGACGAGGAACAGCAAGAGACUCCUGCACGGUCAACGUCAAGUGAAGCCCCGUCCCGGAGGUCAUCGACCCCCAACGUUGAGGAUGCCGUCCCAACUCAAUUGCGAGGGAUGUCCGAGAAGGCUCGUGGCAAGAUGCCAGCGGGUGUUCCCACCUUCUCGCGGCAAAACAGCACCACCAGCCUAGGCGGGCGCUCAAUAACAGGACAAUCACAGGCAGGGGCAUUUGAGCCUUCGGCCCACUGGAUCGACAGCUGGCUGCUCGAGCUGCCUCUCCACACAAUCCUGGCAGUCAUUCAACAGGUGUCUGCCCUCUUGCCGCGACAAGAGUUGACAGCCGAUAUGCCAACACCAGAAACGCUGCGACGAAUUUCAUGUGUCCAUGUUGUUGGCAUUGAGCCAUCGGCUCCCCGUGUACAUUCUUUUGAAUGGUCCCAGCUCGCGUUGGGUUGGUAUGAGUCUCUGCUAUGGGGGGUUAUCUUUACAACCGAGAUGCAAGUUUCCAGAGGAACCAUGGGCAUAUGGAAUGGCACCGCUAUCAAGCUUUUCAGGGUCCAAGAGACAGCCCCAGAGGGCCCAACACUAACAUCCCCUCGAGGUGCUGUUGACGCUGUAGGUAGCAACAUUGUCUCGCGGAUAGGGCAGAUCAACCUCCGGGGCGGGCCGCAGGGAAACAGCCAGCCACCACAGCGAAACAAUUAAGGAGGACACACGGAGAGUU
This is a messenger RNA of Fusarium verticillioides 7600, 2761 nucleotides long. RefSeq lists its product as hypothetical. The coding region runs from base 799 to 2742 and encodes 647 amino acids. Gene Ontology annotation, cellular component: membrane; Golgi medial cisterna; Golgi trans cisterna. Lineage: Eukaryota; Fungi; Ascomycota; Sordariomycetes; Hypocreales; Nectriaceae. The transcript is spliced from 2 exons. The record is from RefSeq and is a predicted model, not a curated record.